AUGCGGCUCCUCCUGGGCCUUUUCUGCCUGGGCUCCUCGGCACUAGCCCUAAAGAAUGUUUUUGUAUCGUCACCUUUUGACAAUUUCCGGAUAGAGUGUCCAAAGAAAUCAGGAGCCAACGGCCUUGGUGUCCGAAUGGUAGAAUCUGUAGGAGCGAAAAGACAAGAUGUCGUUUUCGAGAUGUCGUGCGACGAGGUGUCAGAGCUGUAUCCCUGGAAGAACAUUCCCCAAGGUAUCGUCGAUAUGGAGCGAGAAGACUGCCAUUACUCCCAUAUGUUUGACCCUAUUAUCGAUGAGGAGAGCCAGUUGUCGUGCGGAAAUCGAGAAUAUUUAGCUGGCAUUAUUCGAAUUGCGGAGACAAAGAUCCAAAUCAUGUGCUGCCGCCUCCGCAGUCGCGAAGAGUUCAACUGCGACGAGCAGGUGUUUAACAAACCGUUGGGCCCGACGAGGAGCACGAUUAUUGAAAAUGACAACAUGCUGAUCAACUCGAUCGCCGUUAAAGAUAUGCAAUAUCGUGUCCGAUUUUGCGAUUUUUCACCCAGGAGUAUUGAAGCCAUCUAUGAGGAUCUGCCUGCGAACAAGAAGAAGGAGUUUUUGGCUUCCACCACGGAGGCGUCGUUGAUUCAGCCGGCCGAAGAAUCCAACGAGCUUGGCGACAACAGCAAACCAAGCCAACCGACCACUACUAGGUCCCAGCCGACCCUGUUGCCAUCGUCGGGGAGCUCCACUGAGCCUAAGCUUACCCUUAUUAGGCUGAACAUGGAUGGAUCUUUUGCUGGAGCUGAGGAGAUUACGGCCAAGGAAUUCAUGGAAACCCCCAACCCGGCCCCCGAGCGAGAGCAAGCCAACUCGGCCUCAAAUUCAGUUGAAGACGAGCCGGUCUUGCAUCAAAACCAGAAGCCUGAACCCGUCGUCCCGAUGGUUGAGAUGUCAACGGAGCAACAAGAUUCGCAAGAGCAACCUCAAUUCGUGAAGGGACGCAAGUUUGGAAACCGUCCUCAUGCUCACGGGCUUCCCUCUUUGCAUAGCCAAGGAAAAGCCGUACCACCAAUGGUUUCGGAUAUUCUGAAGCGAAUCGAGUCCGCUUCCAGCGAGAAGGUGAAGACCGAGAUUUUCAAGGAGAGCAUCGCUCAACUCUUGGGGGAGAGGUUGCCUGAGUUUGAGCAGAUGUCUGCGCCAAAGCGAGUCUUGCCGACGACCACUACGACGACGCCGACGACGACGACGACAACCCCAACCACCACCCCGACAACUACGACAAGGACCACGACAACGACUACAAGGGGUACUACGACGACAACCGAGGCACCGACGACGACAAGGGCACCCACAACUACCACCACAACUACGACCAGGGCACCUACAACUACUACCACCACGACUACUACAGCCGAGCCGGAAACCACCGUCCCGCUCAAGGUGUUCAAGCGGCCGGAGUAUCAGGCACCUGAGACCUCGGCUGAAGCUGGAAAGCAGAUCGUUGAUGUCUCCAAGAUCACGUUUGCCGAUAGCGACUUCCCACAACCACCCAGCAGUGCCGAGCAGGAAGUGGAGCAAACGACGGAGGCUGUGCACGUCCCCAUCCCAGCCGAACUUCCCCAAUCCGCCGACUUCAUCAUGCUGAAGUCGCUGAAGAAGGGCCCCAUCCGGCGGGCACCAAUUCGGGCAUUCCGCAAGCACGUUGAUUUAUGGUCUGAAGAAGGGGGUGAAGAGCCCAAUUUUGCGGAUAUUUUGGACGCGGAAACUCUGAAAUUGGAGAAGGAGGUAGAGAAAAAUAAGCAGAAGAAGAAGUUAUUGAAGAAACUGAUGGAAGCGUUAUCUCUCAGCGACAAUUCUGGUGAAGUUUUCGUCCCGGCAUCGACUGAAAAGAGCCAGGAGGAAAAGCCGAGGAGAAGAAAAAUCAUCCGUAAAAUCAUCCGCAAAGUCCGGAAAACCACGCCGACACCAACCACGACCACGGAACCGGAACCCGAGUACCUCGAUCCAGAGCACACAACAACGACUUCUUCACGAGAUGAUAUCGUCAAAAGCUACCAGGAGUUGAAGCUCAAGGAGAAUUCGAUCGUUUUCCAUACCGCUGAUAAUGCCAAGCAUAUCGAUGAGGAGACGGAGUACUCACCAUUUGACGAUGAGGAGGCGGAUCAGCCAGCUCCGACACGAAACCCCACGAUAGAGCUCGGAUUCCAACAGGACAUGGACGUGGAAGAAGCCGCUCGUCGUUUAACUGAGAAUAAACAUGAAAUCCGAAGAAUGCAGUCUACACAACAAAACGAAGGGAAACCGAGGGAAGAGACGGAACCCAGAAAACAACCCGUACGGACGACCACCGAAAAGGCUUCAGAGGAGAAGCCUUCAAAGGAGGAGCUGCAGUUUGAGAACCUGGUAUCCGACGAGCCGAUCCUAUUUCCGGAAUUUAAUGAGAAAGAUGGGGUGACGACAGCGACGAUGGAGAUGCCGAAGGAAGAAAUAACAACGACUACUCCCGUCCCAACGACAUCAACAAGGAGGUCAGCGCCUAAGAGGCUGAAAGAAGCUGCAAAACGACAUACGACUCCCCAACCGGACUAUCCGGACCUUCCGGAAGAGCUCGUUCCGAUGCAAGUCACCAAGAAGUACAAAUUCCACAAAAAGAAGCACCCUACUGAAUUCUACCCGACGGUUACAACCACUGAGCAUGCGACUACGGAAGCCACAACCACUGAAACCAGCUUCCCUGAACCCACAACUACAGAUGCCGAUUGGCUAGCUUGGCAGGCUGCCCAGACGACGAUGGUUGCGGAGACGACAACUGAAGAAUCCGACAACUACGACUUUUCCAAGUACUUCCACACCUUGAGACCGAGGUUGCAGAAGCAGCAGAGAUAUUUAACGUUCUGCACGAAAGAUACGGCCCUUCGUGACCGUUCGAAUAUGGUAAUUGCGUGCGGAGACCAAGAUGGAGAGUGGUACCCCACUCGAUGCCCAGAGUCGGCCGGCUGCUUCGACUCCGAAGACGCCACCUACAAAAUCUGCUGCAACGUCUCAAACGGA
This is a messenger RNA of Mesorhabditis spiculigera, 3030 nucleotides long. The record is from the annotation of a GenBank genome assembly. Lineage: Eukaryota; Metazoa; Nematoda; Chromadorea; Rhabditida; Rhabditidae.